AUGUUCGUUAAUAACUAUUGCUUGUCAAUGAAUUGUAUUGUUGCUCCACUUAAUGGUUGUGGAGGAAUAUACUUAGGAAAUGUAGAUGCUGCCUAAGACUCUCAAUUGCUCAAUUAAUACAAAAUUGGAGCUGUGUUGUAAAUAUUGGAUUAAUCAGUACCUGUCUAAGGAGCUUAAAAAUUAGUAAUAAAUAUAUAUAUACUUAGUGGAUAAUGGCUGAGGAUUCAGAAGACUUUCCUCUACAUAAAUACUUUGAUUAAAGUAUAAGAUUUAUAGAAAAUUAAAGUAAAAAAACCAAUGUGUUGGUCCAUUGUUAUGCUGGAAUAUCUAGAUCUGCUGCAAUUGUUGCUGCAUAUAUGAUGUAAAAAUAUAAUUGGAGUGUGAAUUAAACUAUGCUUCACAUCCAAAAUAAAAGAAGAAUUGUAAGUCCAAAUACUGGAUUUAUGAAACAAUUAAGAGAUUUUGAAAAAAAAUUGUCAAAUCAAGAAUAAUAAUUAUCAUUAAACUCAUUUAAAUUGGAUAGAUCAAAUUAUAGACCUAGUUCAGCCCUAUCAAAUUAUAAUAAAAUAAGUACGCCGAGUGCUAGUUCUAAAACAUCAUCCAGAUUAGAUGAUUUUAGUAGCAAGCUAGAUCAAUUUAGACACUUGUUAAGAGUAAAACAAAAAGCCUAUUGA
Paramecium sonneborni is the source of this 674-nucleotide messenger RNA. Lineage: Eukaryota; Ciliophora; Oligohymenophorea; Peniculida; Parameciidae. The record is from the annotation of a GenBank genome assembly.